AUGUCCUCUCCCGUUCCCGACAACAGCUCGCUUCUCGCGAGGCACUACAUCGACUAUGUCUACGCGCCUGGUCUGCUCCUCGUUGUCGGCACUUUGAUUGUCAAGAAGGAGUGGACUCCUUAUGCCGCUCUCAUUGCCGUCUUGUUUGGCAUCUACAACUUCAUGGCCUUUCAGGUCAAGAAGACUCUUAAGCCCGAUGUCUUCCAGGACUUUGAGCUUGAGGAGAAGACCAUUGUUUCGCACAAUGUCGCCAUCUACCGCUUCAAGCUCCCCAGCCCCAAGCACAUCCUCGGUCUCCCUAUCGGCCAGCACAUCUCCAUUGGUGCUCCUUGCCUCCAGCCCGAUGGCACCACCAAGGAGAUUGUCCGCUCUUACACUCCCAUUUCUGGUGAUCACCAGCCUGGCCACGUCGACCUCCUGAUCAAGUCAUACCCCCAGGGCAACAUCUCCAAGCACAUGGCCUCUCUCGUUGUCGGUCAGACUAUCAAGGUCCGCGGCCCCAAGGGCGCUUUCGUCUACACUCCUAACAUGGUCCGACACUUUGGUAUGAUCGCUGGUGGCACUGGAAUCACCCCCAUGCUUCAGGUCGUCCGCGCUAUUGUUCGUGGCCGAGAGGCUGGAGACAAGACCCAGGUCGACCUCAUCUUCGCCAACGUUAGCCCCCAGGACAUUCUCCUCAAGGAGGACCUUGACGCUCUUGCCGCCCAGGACGCCGGCAUCCGCAUUCACUACGUUCUUGACAAGCCUCCGGAGGGCUGGACUGGUGGCGUUGGCUACGUCACUGCCGACAUGAUCGACAAAUACCUCCCCAAGCCUGCCGACGAUGUCAAGAUUCUUCUCUGUGGCCCUCCUCCUAUGAUUAGCGGUCUCAAGAAGGCUACUGAGAGCCUUGGCUUCAAGAAGGCCCGCCCCGUCAGCAAGCUUGUUGACCAGGUCUUUGCUUUUUAA
Messenger RNA from Fusarium sp. VM40, 948 nucleotides. The record is from the annotation of a GenBank genome assembly. Lineage: Eukaryota; Fungi; Ascomycota; Sordariomycetes; Hypocreales; Nectriaceae.